Messenger RNA from Prorocentrum cordatum, 1092 nucleotides. The record is from the annotation of a GenBank genome assembly. Lineage: Eukaryota; Dinophyceae; Prorocentrales; Prorocentraceae.
AUGUCGUUCCGCGGGCUGGCUGCAGCGACCGUCGCGACCCUGGCUGCGGUGUCUGCCGUGCACCUUGGCUCCACCACCUUCGCCGUCGGCCAGGGCUGCAGGCAGCAGGCCGGCGCUGCCCGGGCGGGGCCUGCCGUCGUGCGGCCUGGCUUGCUCGAGGGCUCGGCUGCGCAGCCCGCCACCCCCCUCCAGGGCUCCCUCGGCACCAACGGCCUCCUCGGCUUCGGCGUUGCCUUCGGCGUUGCGUUCGCGGCGAUGACCAGGUCCGUGACCCGCGUCUCCCGCCGCGCAGAGGGCAAGGAGAUCGAGGUUGCGGAGAAGGGCGGGGCGAUCACCGGGCCCGCAUACCUGGAGGGGAUCCCGCGCUCCCUCGUCGACAAGCCCACGCUGGAUAGGAUCCUGGCGGUCACGCCGGUGGAGGAGUGGGACGACCCCUCGGAGGAGAGCCCGCUCUACGUCAUCAAGCUGCUCUCGGAGACCUACGGGCCUGGCAAGGCCACCAAGAUGAGGUUCUCCGACUUCGCCUACAUCAAGAACCAGUGCCUCCCCGCCGACGCCGGAGAGGUCGAGGACCCUUUCGUCACCGAGGAGGACUUCCAGCUGAUGAUGUCUGGUAAGCUUCCGCUGCAGAUCCCGGGCCCGGCGGGCUGGUGGGACGCCGGCUUCACGAUCAACUUCCAGGGCCCAGAGCGCUUCUCCGGCGACCAAAUCCAGACCGCCGUCCGGGACAGCGCCUUCAGCCAGCAGUUCCUGGACAACCUGGCCUUCUACCGCCAGGGCCUGAAGCCAUGGCAGCGCGGGCUGGAGAUCGGCAUGGCCCACGGCUACUUCAUCAUCGGCCCCUUCGUGUCCCUCGGCCCGCUGCGCAACACGCCGGAGGCCGCCACGGUCGGCAUGCUCUCCGGCAUCGCCGUCAUCAUCAUCGCGAGCUGCGGUGGCCUGCUUCUCGGGACCACCCUCAAGCCAACCCUCUUCGACAAGCCCGGCGACAAGCCCGCGGCGGGCUUCCAGGAGAUGAUGAUCUGGCACAUCCUCGGCGGCACCGGCGGGGCCGCCUUCGCCCACAUCCUGCUCACGCUCUUCGCGCUCUGA